This is a messenger RNA of Anoplophora glabripennis (Asian longhorned beetle), 372 nucleotides long. RefSeq names its product extensin-like. The coding region runs from base 1 to 372 and encodes 123 amino acids. The transcript is spliced from 4 exons. The record is from RefSeq and is a predicted model, not a curated record. NCBI's taxonomy places the organism in Eukaryota, Metazoa, Arthropoda, Insecta, Coleoptera, Cerambycidae.
AUGAGCACCAAGCCCUACAGCCCCUUCCAACCCCCCAAAACCACUCCCAAAGAUCAAGUCGAACCUACAGACACCCAUACCAUAACUAGGAUUAAGACUAUCAAUGGGCAUCGAGCCCUACAACCCCCACCAACCCCCAAAACCACCCCCAAAGUCAAACCUACAGCCACUCAAACUGUAACUAGGCUUAAGACUACUAUAUCCAAAACACUUAACCCCUCUCCCUCCCCACCAACUACCAAAGCCUGUCAUCCACCUAAACGAUCACUACUCUAUACCCUCCGACGCCGACUUCCAACAAUUGAACCACCUACCCCCUACCCAAAUCCCACUGUUGGGGUCGAACCAACCCCAGUUCUUAUCGAAGCCUGA